AUGACACCGAGACGCACCCGGGGAACAUUGGCAAACAGCCCCUUGCUCCUGGUGGCCUGUCCGAGAUCGACUUUCGAAGGUUCAGCCGAGUAUCAGCGCCUACUGACCACCGUGAUAGAAGAAUCCGACGAGAAGACCCGCAUCGAGUCUGCGUUCACGCUUCCCGAGCGAAUACGCGCUCGGAAAGAAGAGACAUCUCGGCAGCGUUCCGUAUUGGCAGAACACCGCAGUCGCGUCCAAACGCUCGUGACACAGAUCAACGAGAUCCACCCUCGUCUCGAGGAGCAGCUUCUUGCCGCCCUCGCCACGCUUCCCCCCCUUCUCGACGCGGCGCGCACUGCCCACGCCGACGUCCUCGCGCUCACACUCGAGGCUGCCCUGCUCAAGCUCUCCGUCCUCCGCGCCCGCGCGCACAUCGCGCUCUACGGACACGCGGCACCGUCCAACCCGCGCGCGACGAUGGCCCGCGCGCUCGCCGCGGCGCAGGAGAAGCUCCGUGCGAAGCAGCGUGCGCAAGAGGACGAGGAGCGCGCAUUAGACGCGCAGCUCGCCGCGUACGAGGGCGCGCUGGGCUUUGUGGGCGGGCGUGAGGGCGGUAUAACUGCACUCUACGCGCACCUACGCUUACGAGCGGCCAGUAGAAUUAUCUGA
Molecule: messenger RNA, 651 nt
Organism: Postia placenta MAD-698-R-SB12
Lineage: Eukaryota; Fungi; Basidiomycota; Agaricomycetes; Polyporales; Adustoporiaceae
Exons: 4
Coding region: 1-651 (216 amino acids)
Source: RefSeq, a predicted model, not a curated record